Messenger RNA from Prorocentrum cordatum, 357 nucleotides. NCBI's taxonomy places the organism in Eukaryota, Dinophyceae, Prorocentrales, Prorocentraceae. The record is from the annotation of a GenBank genome assembly.
AUGGGAUUCCAGGAGAGGAAAGAGCGUCGGCGGCGCGAUCCUGCACCGGGCCCGUGGGCCACGGGCCAGUGCGCCGCUUGCGCACGCCCAGCAGGCCAGAGCCCGAGGGGCGGCGAGGCGUUUGCAGGGGAGGCGGAGGAGGACCGCCCAGCCCAGUACCUGCACUCCCGAGUUCUCAUCAUUCCAACGCUCGCCGACUCCAGUAUCGCGUUUAAGCAUUCCACAGCAUGUCUGCAUUGUGCGUCAGUGUGUCAGCGCUCCGCGCCAUCAUUACGUCCCAUCUUUGCAUCCGCAGUGUGUGCUUUUGCACAGUUAGAAAUCCAUCGCUUCAGGGUCAUAUUUGCCAAGAAGACAUGA